This is a messenger RNA of Bursaphelenchus xylophilus (pine wood nematode), 519 nucleotides long. Lineage: Eukaryota; Metazoa; Nematoda; Chromadorea; Rhabditida; Aphelenchoididae. The record is from the annotation of a GenBank genome assembly.
AUGCUGCAAUCUUUUUUUCGAACAUCAUCCAGUCGAUUAAUCCGCUCGUUUCGACCAUUUUCAUCCACAACUGACGAACCAGGAAAGUUUAAUCAGUUGAACGAGACCUCCAAAAGUGAUUCGGUGGAUGAGUUUGAGCCAGUUACCCUGUCGUCCAACCCAUAUGAGAAAGAUAAAGAGCAAUGCAUUUUAUGCAGAGAGAAGGUAAAAUUGGAUUACAAGAAUGCCCGACUUUUGCAGGUAAGAGUUUUGUUUUUUUUUUGAUUUUAGAACAAACAAAAUCUCGAACUUCCCAAAUUAAUUCAAUGGUUUCAGCAAUUCAUAUCAUCGUUCAGUGGUCGUGUUUAUGAACAACAUGUUACUGGAUUGUGCGAUAAGCAAUACAAAACGUUACUGCGGACCAUAGAAAUUAGUAGGAAAGCGGGUUACAUGCCGGUCUUUACCAAGGAUCCAAAAUACCUUCGAGAUCCCAAACUGUUCGACCCAAUGAGACCAAUUCGUCCUCAUUCUUUUGCUUAA